AGGAACAGGUUUCGCGUUUUUCCAUACCCGACGAAUUAAUUAGCAUCGAUUUCGUCUUUUCAGACUCGUUUCUUUUUCACCGAGAAUUUUUUACCGCGAUUCUUCGUAAGAUGGCCACGAAAAUGCAUCGAAAACAGUGACGAUGCUCGCGAGACAGUCGGAGAACAAAACCUUAACCCUGUUCGAUCAAGUGUAUCGGACGAUGGCGGUAUCGAGCAGGCCCUCGAUAAAAGCUCUGUAUCAGGCGAUGGUCGAUUACGUGUCACCGAGCAACACGCCGGACAGUUUGCAGCAACCGCUGACAAGGGACAUGCUUCAAGAAAGGUUCAUCGAGUUCUUCGCCAAAUUGUUCCCGAUCGCGUAUCACGGAGCCGUGAAUCCUCGCCAAUACGAGCAAGAUUUCACGGAGAAAUUUAAGACGUGCCUGUACGAGACGAUGGAACAGAUCCAACCGUUCGGCGACAUACCGAUCCAGGUCUCGAAAUCGGUGAGCAAAAGCCUGGAGGCGACCCGGGUCCUGGUCCAGGCGUUGACUCUCGGCAAAACGGUGCUGGACAGGACCGACAGCGUACUAUUUUCCGGCACAAGCCCCCAGCAGGAGGCCUGCUACGCCGCACUGCUCAGGAUGACCUAUUGUCCAAGGUGCAAGGGCAUCGGCCCCUCCGUCAGGCCCUGCAGUGGAUUCUGCACCAAUGUCAUGAGAGGUUGCCUGACGCAGCCGGCAUCCGAGCUGGACCUGGCUUGGUCCGGGUACGUGGAAACAGUGGAGAGGCUCGUAGUGGCGGUCGACGGUCGUAACGAUCCGUUGGGCCUGAAUGCCGAGAGGGCUGUCAGACAAUUGGACACCCGCAUUUCGGACGCCAUUAUGCACGCAAUGACAGACGGACCGGCGCUCGAGGAAAAGGUGAGGAAGGUAUGCGGCCGCUCGGAGCUGGAGCCGUCGUCUUCGUCGAGCGAGAGGAGCGUCGCGGAUGCAGCUGGAACGGGGAAAUCGUCGUCGAGCGGGAUCGAGACGCACGCAGCUGCCGCUGCGCCCAGCCGGACCUUGCCAUCCCAGUUGCACGUGCAGCUCGGCAAUUUCCUGGCCAGCGUGGUCAGGUCUCGCACCUUCUACGGCACCCUGGCCGACACGAUCUGCGAGGAGUAUCCGGACAAACGGUGCUGGAACGGCGAACGAGUCGGGGAAUACACGAAGACGGUGGCGGACUCGAGUUUGACGGCGCAGAGGUACAACCCGGAGUUCACCGUGACGACGAUGUCGCCGACGACGGCUUCCUACGGCAACGCGAAUACCAGCGUGCUCAUUGACCAAUUGAGGCACAUUAAUCAGAUAUUGCAGUCUCAGUUGGCGUCGGCGCCCGACAGCGGAACGUUGCUCGGUGACGAGGCUUUGGAUGGUUCCGGUAGCGGCGAUCGGCCUAUAUGGAAGAAGAAGAACAAAGAUGGGGACAUCGAUAACGACGACGAGGACGUGCACAGUUACGAUCACGAUGACGAGGAGGCGUCUGGAUCCGGAAUGGGACCCACUACACCUGAUCCUAUGCUGAAGACGAAUCACGAGAAUCCAGUGACGGCCGGCGCUGGAUCGAGCAUCAUCCUGCUUUCGUCCAUCGUUUCGAUGGCGAUUGGCUGUUGUGCACCGUUGUUGAUCGCUUAAGUUGCGGAGCGUGGACGUGGAAAGAAGGGAACGAUUCGUUUCUCGAUUCGUAGCCGCGACCUAGAAUAACACGUAGAGAAAGAGAGAGAGAGAGAGAGAGAGAGAGAGAGAGAGAGAGAGAGAGAGAGAGAGAGAGCGAGAGAGCGAUUUUUGGUGCCCGCGUCGGGGAAUAGGAUGAUCCUACUCGACACGAGGGAUGGAUCGAUCCGAAUCUUACGAAAUCUGCUUUAUAGUUUAUAUAUCGUGCCGCCUGACCGGGACAAAGCGAGCUGCAAGCAAAAUUGUCCGGGAAUUAAAUAUAACGGGGGAUUAAUCUGUUUCGUUGUUCGUGACUCGAAGAAUCGAAUGCAUGCCUAUCGAUCGAUCGAUCGACCUAUCUGUUCGAUCGAUCGAACGAACGAACGAACGAAUCAAGACUGUGUUUUUUUAUUCCAAGUUUGAGAGGGAGAGAGAGAAAGAGAGAGAAAGAGAGAGAGAGAGAGAGAGAGAGAGUGAACCAUUUUUGGACGAUCGAGCAUACGACGAAGAUAUUUUUUUCCCAGAGGAUCGUUCCACGCAUAGAGAAAAAGAAACCAUUGAGCUACUAAGUUCUUAGUAACUUAACGUGGUAUUGAAUAGACGGAAGCGAAAGUGAUCACGAUGGAUCGCGUCCAUGUGUUCGAACGAUCGAGAAUGAAAAAUUGGAGAGAAGAACUCGAAGGAACAAUGAGGACGUCGCGCGUCUUGUCACUUGGAAAGUGGAGGAUACGGAAGAGAAGAAUUGUAAUUUAGUUAGUGUAGAGCGAAAAAUUCUGUGUCCGGAGGGAAUUGAAAAAUAUUCGGGAAUGCCGAUGCGAAAAAUAUACGCGGAGAUUAUUAUAUCCAUAUUCCUGUUUUAUGAUGGCCGACGAGAAAUUAUUAUUAUUAUUAAUUAUUAUUAUUAUUAUUAUUAUUAAUUAUUAUUAUUAUUACUAUUAUUAUUAUUAUUACAAUUAUUAAUUAUUAUUAUUAUUAUUAUUACGCUGUGAAAAAGUCGAGCAGCGCUAUUUUGUUUUAUUUCUCGCGGCGAGAACGAAGUUGACCCGUUUUGUAUUAAAUUGGAGGGGAUAAUCCACGCACAAGGGACAGUACGGCCUGUGGAAAAAUCGAAUUGAACGAAGAGGAAGGAAAGACGGAAAAAGAAUAGUAAUUUUACGAUAGACAGAGAGAGAGAGAGAGAGAGAGAGAUUAAUUACCUUGUACUUUUUUAUUUAUGCGAUAUCAUAGUGAAAAUCAUGUUCAAAAAAAAAUAAAAAGCGAAUUGAGCGAAACACGAGGUAAAUAUAAACGUACGUUUAAUUCGCAUAAUUCUACGAGAAACAAUUAUACGAGAAAAUUAUGUUCAACGAAGAGAGAGAGAGAGAGAGAGAGAGAAAGAGAGCGAAAAAUACAGAGACGAGAAUCUGGAAGAAUGUUUCUUUCUCGCUAUAAUAUCGAAAACGAUGAAAUGAAAAGGACAAAAACGAUAUUAUUAACUAUACUAUACUACGAAACAGGAUCAAAGAUAUAUCCUUUCCUUUCUGAAAGUACGACGAUUCUAACAACAACAACAGCAGCAGCAGCAGCAGCAGCAGCAACGAACAGCAAUAAUAAGUAAACGCCGCGAAGAGAUUUCUCGCUUUUAGCGAUUCCAAGUGUAUGGUUUCGCGACGAGCGAAGCCUUAAAAAAAAAAGAAAA
Molecule: messenger RNA, 3353 nt
Organism: Apis dorsata (giant honeybee)
Lineage: Eukaryota; Metazoa; Arthropoda; Insecta; Hymenoptera; Apidae
Gene: dally
Product: division abnormally delayed protein-like
Exons: 7
Coding region: 143-1657 (504 amino acids)
Biological process (GO): cell migration; regulation of protein localization to membrane; positive regulation of canonical Wnt signaling pathway
Cellular component (GO): cell surface; extracellular region; plasma membrane
Source: RefSeq, a predicted model, not a curated record